Phymastichus coffea is the source of this 3731-nucleotide messenger RNA. RefSeq names its product TBC1 domain family member 25. Gene Ontology annotation, cellular component: autophagosome. The record is from RefSeq and is a predicted model, not a curated record. Gene Ontology annotation, molecular function: GTPase activator activity. NCBI's taxonomy places the organism in Eukaryota, Metazoa, Arthropoda, Insecta, Hymenoptera, Eulophidae. Gene Ontology annotation, biological process: regulation of autophagosome maturation; activation of GTPase activity. Bases 793 to 3369 code for a protein of 858 amino acids. The transcript is spliced from 10 exons.
UGUCUACUGCACUCCAACAGUAGCUAUUUCGUAUGUACAAACGUGUACUAUCUGGUACUAUGCACCGCCGCGCAUGGUAUCUCACGAACCAUCGCAAGUCAAUCCUUUUCUUUAAGUAACCGAGAGUUAUAGUUAUGGACUUAAUGAUAACAGGAUGAAUUAGCAGGAUAACCUGCACUCAUAACACCUGACAAUGGAGUCAUCAUCAACACAUCAAUAUGUUUGACACCAUAAGUGAAAAGAAGCACCCAUGCACUCUUGAAAAUUACAAGUGUCGAUUGUCAUACGCCAGUUGAAUUUUUGUUUGAUUGCAUUUACAAACGUUUUUUUUACAAGGAUCUCAUUACACUUUUACGUGUUCUUCCUACCUUGAACUGUGUUCGUUUUCUUUUUUUUUAUAUUUACAAAAUAUUUGCUCAAGCUAUACUUUAUCUUUCUUUUUGUAAUCAAUUGUGUUCAAGUAUGUAUGCAUAAUUAAGACUGAUAUAUAUAUAUAUGUGUGUGUGUGUGUGUGUGUGUAUACAUAUAUAUAUAUGGCGCACUAGCAACAUAAGCAAUAAGCAAAACAGCUUGCCCAAGCAUGCGACUUGUUAAUAAUCUGGAGCAGCAAUCAACAAAACAUUAUCAAUAUAAAUAAUUAUGAUAUGCUGCAGUGAUAGAUAUUACAGUUGUCAGUAAUAUAAAACAAAAUAUACUAGGCUUUGCAAGAAUGUUGAUAUUGUAAAAAAUUGUGGCAGCAAGUUAUUGUGAUAUGCAUAGAAAUCUUAAAAACAAUCAAAUUUUGCUAUCGAGAUGUUUGGUACUCCCAGAGAUGCUGUGAGAGUCAAAGUUAAGAAGUGUGAAACAAAGCAAAAACCAGAGUAUAGAAAAUUUAGUGUGGACCCUCAAAUAACAUCGAUUGAGGUUCUUCAAAGUAUUUUAAUAAAGGCAUUUGAUAUUAAAGGAGAAUUUACAAUUUCGUAUAGAGCAAUAGAUGAUUAUGGGGCAGAGACAUAUUUAUUUCUUUUAUCUGACUGGGACCUUGAUGCUGCUUUUAUAAGUGCAUCUGAACCAUAUCUUUAUCUACAAGUAAAUGUGAAGCCUUUUGGGGAAACCAGUGAGUGUGAAGGUGAUUGGGAACAUAAUAUACAACAUGUGGCAUCUAGAACCGAACUGGGUUUUGCACACAAGGCCCCCAGAUUACCUGAUAUUAUUAUGAAUAGAAUGGAAAAAACUUUAAACUAUGUACAAAAGGCAUUAGGCAACUUUGGUGAAGAUACAAGUGCUAGUGCACAACCCCCUCUUCCUCCUUUAACAGAUGCUGAGUUUCGCAAGUUUUUAGAUCCUAUUGGGCAAAUUAUACAAUCCAAAGAAUUGAGAGCUGUAAUUUAUUUUGGUGGUAUUGAACCCAGCCUAAGGAAAGUUGUUUGGAAGCACAUCCUUAAUGUAUACCCCGAUGGAAUGUCAGGUAGGGAGAGAAUGGAUUAUAUGAAAUAUAAAGCUCAGGAAUAUACCAAUCUCAGAGAUGCUUGGAAAAAUUUAAUGCAGAGUGGACAGAAUGUUGGAGAUUUAGCAUAUGUCACAAGUAUGGUAAGAAAAGACGUUCUCAGAACCGACCGACAUCAUAAAUUCUACGGUGGUUCGGACGACAAUCAAAAUACGGCGAGUCUUUUUAAUAUUCUCACAACGUAUGCUUUAAAUCAUCCUUGUGUUAGUUAUUGCCAAGGAAUGAGUGAUCUUGCCUCACCGCUUUUAGUUACUAUGCGUGACGAAGCGCAAGCUUACAUUUGUCUUUGUGCACUUAUGAAAAGACUUCAGAAUAAUUUUAUGCUUGAUGGAAUAGCAAUGACUACCAAGUUUGCGCACUUAUCCGAAGGUCUUCAGUAUUACGAUCCAGAAUUCUAUGCAUAUCUCAAAUUGCAUCAAGCCGAUGAUCUAUUAUUUUGCUACCGAUGGUUACUUCUUGAAAUGAAACGCGAAUUCGCACUUGACGAAGCAAUGCGAAUGUUAGAAGUUUUAUGGGCUUCCUUACCGGCAUCGCCCCCACCCAAUGGAGAACUUCGACUGUUUGAAGUUAAAUUUCCACCUCCAUCACCACCUCCCAGCCCAAAUAUCAAGCAAAUCAGAGAAAAUGCUUACACCAAAGUUUGCGCGCUGCGACGACAAAGUUCAUCGGCAAGCAUACACAAUGCGAGAAGACGAACUGUUAGCACGAACGACGCUUUGCAGGAAAGUAGAACGAACGAAACUCUAGGUCCAAAACGAGCAACGCAACAACCACAAUCAGAACCGCAAAAUGAAAGUCUGGACGUAAGAAGAAACCGCAAAAAUACUCCAACCGAAAAGUGCCUCAGUGUAGACUCAGCGUCAAGUCAAAAAGUGAACAAACGAGUAACAUCAUUGCUGGACCUAACCGAGAAGCUGGGCUCUUCGAGUAAUCUCGACCAGCAGAUGAAGAAUCAGGCGACUAAAUGCGCGCGUGUCGUUAAAAAUCUCAACGAAUUUUUAAACUUCAACAAAAGUAGGAUCAUGCCAAGCGAGGAGUGCGAAGUUGUGACAAAAGUUACGAACGAGGAGGGUGUUAUUAGUCAUAUAAAGGAUGAAUCAAAUUCGCCCGAAGAUUUAACAGACUUUUUCCCAAUGACUACGUCCAUGACGAGGGAAUUGCGGCUUGAACUUGAAUCUCUUGAUCGACAGGUUUUCGGACCACCGCCGCCAGUCACUGAGCAAGUUUAUGAAUGCACAACGCCCAAACAAGAAAACGAAGUAGUAGAGAGUGAAACUGAACGAGAAUUACCCAAAUGUAGCCCAGCCAUGGACGUCUUCGUCUGGGAGAAUCCUUUACAUGUAUUACAAAACAAAAACAAUGCAACGACCCCCGAUGAACAGGCUGAUUUGGAAUAUGACGGUGAAAUUUUUGAAGACCAAAACGGAGUCAAAUCUGUUACACCUAUACGUUUAUUAAAGCGCACAACACGGUCCGAAGAAGUUUCGGAUAGUGAUGGGACAGACAGCUGGCCUCAAGAGCCAAUUCUUCCCGACACAACGCUAGCAAAUUUACCCCAAGAGCAUGCUGAGGAAGCCACCGAACUAACGAAUCUUAUUCCUGCUGGCACCAGUAUUGAUGAUCAUCUCGGCACCGAUAACUUACCACCUCCAAGUGAAUUCGGUGGUGGCAAUCCUUUCUUAAUGUUCCUGUGUAUAACGCUGCUGCUACAGCACAGAGACUUUGUUAUACGCAAUAAGAUGGAUUAUAAUGAAAUGGCAAUGCAUUUUGAUAAAAUGGUGCGACGCCACAAUGUGACCAAGGUGUUGAACCAAGCCAGACAACUAUUCGCGGGUUACUUAAAGAGGCAUGCUAGUAAGUCAUCGGAGUUUGUCAAUGUAUGAAAAAUCUUUAUUUUUGGACUUGUGAACAGGUCAUAAGAUCAUUAAAACCUAAAAAUAGACGUAUUAAUAAACUUGUUUGGGUUUGAACAUUAUUAUGAUUAUGUAGCCAAUCGAAAACGAAGCACAUGUCUUAUAGUUUCUUAAAAAUAGAACCUCAUAGAUUUUUCAGAAUAAAAGAAUGCAACACAAGUAUUUCCAAAGUACAUUAUUAUUUCAGAUUAAAUUCCAAUUGUUUUUACGAUUUCAUUUGCAUUGCUGUAAACGAUCGAUUAUUCCAAUUACCGAAUAAUUUAAUUUGUGAUAAUUAUGCUAAAUUUAUUUUACAAAAUAUGUACAAAGUCAAAUAAAAAUGGAGAUAAAAU